This is a messenger RNA of Lasiosphaeria miniovina, 1213 nucleotides long. RefSeq names its product WD40-repeat-containing domain protein. The record is from RefSeq and is a predicted model, not a curated record. The coding region runs from base 234 to 1190 and encodes 318 amino acids. Gene Ontology annotation, biological process: regulation of actin cytoskeleton organization; TOR signaling. NCBI's taxonomy places the organism in Eukaryota, Fungi, Ascomycota, Sordariomycetes, Sordariales, Lasiosphaeriaceae. Gene Ontology annotation, cellular component: TORC2 complex; TORC1 complex. Gene Ontology annotation, molecular function: protein binding. The transcript is spliced from 4 exons.
CACAUGCGCCAGCCAGACCCCAGGAGCCACGCUAUGGGGGGCCUAGCCCCACCCCAAGCAGCUAAAGAAGUACAAGGCCAGGGCAACCAAGGACCCGGACGGUGCCUUAGAAGCGAGCCAGGGCGCCGCGCAGUCGCGAGAAUUAGAGGCUCGAGAUAGUUCCGCAAAACCGAUCUCUCAACACCUCUUUUACCCGGCUCCCCAAAAAACCAUGGACUCGUAGCCGUGGCAAAAUGUCCGUCAUUCUCUGCACAGCUGGCUACGACCACACUAUCAGAUUCUGGGAGGCUCUAUCCGGAAUCUGCUCCCGCACAAUCCAGCACCCCGAUUCCCAGGUGAACCGGCUGUGCAUCUCCCCCGACAAGCGCUUCCUCGCCGCUGCGGGCCACCACACGGUCAAGCUCUUUGACAUCCGCUCGACCAACCCCGCCCCGCUGCUCGUCUUCGAGGGCCACACGGGCAACAUCACAGGCGUUGCCUUCCACUGCGAGGGGAAAUGGAUGGUGACGAGCUCCGAAGACGGCACCGUCAAAAUCUGGGAGACGCGGACGGGCGCCAUCCAACGCAGCUAUAACCACGGAUCGCCGGCCAACGAUGUCGUUAUCCACCCAAACCAGGGCGAGAUCAUCAGCUGUGACCGCAGUGGGAGCAUCAGACUGUGGGACCUGGCCGAGAACACGUGCUCGCACCAGCUCAUUCCUGAAGACGAGGUCUCCGUUUCGAGCGUCACGGUUGCCAGCGACGGCACUCUUCUCUGCGCAGCCAACAAUACUGGCAAUGUGUUUGUGUGGCAGCUCAUCCAGGCUUUCGAUAGGACGCAACUGGUGCCCCUGACCCACUUCAACGCCCACAACCAGUACAUCACGCGCAUUCUGCUCUCGCCAGACGUCAAGAAGCUGGCCACCUGCAGCGCCGACCACACCGCCAAGAUCUGGGAGGUCAAGGCGAUGGAGCCGUCGGGGCUCGAGGCGGAGCCCAGGCCGUUCCCGCUCGAGGCCACGCUGACGAGCCACCAGCGCUGGGUGUGGGACUGUGCAUUCAGUGCGGAUAGUGCCUACCUGGUCACAGCCUGCAGCGAUCACUACGCGCGACUCUGGGAGCUACACAGCCAGCAAAUCAUCCGCCAGUACAACGGUCACCACCGCGGUGCCGUCUGCGUGGCGCUAAACGACUAUUCCGAGUCUCGCUAGGAGGGGUCGCGGCGUCGUAGCCA